Messenger RNA from Seriola aureovittata, 3212 nucleotides. It is a transcript of the gene sh3bp1, whose product is annotated as SH3-domain binding protein 1. Gene Ontology annotation, cellular component: intracellular anatomical structure; cytosol; cytoplasm. Bases 478 to 2628 code for a protein of 716 amino acids. NCBI's taxonomy places the organism in Eukaryota, Metazoa, Chordata, Actinopteri, Carangiformes, Carangidae. Gene Ontology annotation, molecular function: GTPase activator activity; protein binding. Gene Ontology annotation, biological process: regulation of Rac protein signal transduction; regulation of actin cytoskeleton organization; signal transduction. The transcript is spliced from 18 exons. The record is from RefSeq and is a predicted model, not a curated record.
UUACCCUCUCAUAAGGAAAUAGUACAUUUUUCUCUGCAGAAAAGCUGUCUAACUCUGUGAGUAGAUGUAGCAGUGGGGUCUUUACAGGCUGAAAGCAUAGUGUGACAAUCAAGCCUGAAAAAUCUCUCUUCCCCCUCACAGCUGACACUUCAUCUGUGCAACUUCCUCAUUCACUGGCUUCUGUCAGAUGUUACUUAAGAGCGCACUCCUGAAACAAGAACGAAAACCGACAUCAAAAAACACACACACACACACACACACACACACAUACAUACACAUAAAUACACAAAAACAUCACCCAACAGAGGCAGAGGGGAGAGCAGCCGGUCCGUGCCUUCUUGUCCUGAUGAAGUGACACAGCUGGACCCUGUGUGGACGGGUUUAUUUUAUUUUUUAUAAUUGAAGCAGGAAACUUCGUGGGGCUGAGCAGGAGUGAGGUGGUCAGGUUAGAAAAGCUGGUUGAGCUCCACUGCCAGCAUGCUCCGGCAGUCUCUGAGCAUCCUGAAGCAGCUCGGCUCUGCGGCAAAGUCACAUGAUGCCACUGAACUUCUACACGAGGACCUGGUCAUGGUGGAGCAGCGAGUGGAACCGGCCAAAAAGGCGGCUCAGGUCCUUCACAAGAAGCUGCAGUGCUGCAUGCAGAGUCAGCUCGGGCUGGAGGCUGAAAAACGAAUGAAAAAGCUCCCUCUGAUGCUGCUGUCCAUCAGCAUGGCAGAGAGCCUCAAAGACUUUGAUGCCGAGUCCUCUAUCAGGAGAGUGCUGGAGAUGUGCUGCUUCAUGGAGAAGAUGUUGGCCAACAUGCUGGCCGACUUCGAGAUGAAACUGGAGAAGGAAGUGCUGGAGCCGCUCAACAAGCUCAGCGAGGAUGAUUUACCAGAUAUUCUCAAGAACAAGAAGCAAUUUGCAAAGCUCACUACAGACUGGAACAACGCAAAAACCAGGAGCCAGGCCAGCACUGGUCCCCAGGCAAAGCAGGAUGGGCUUCGAGAGGAAGUGGAAGAAGCUUGGAGGAAGUUGGAGAGCAUCAAGGAUCAGUACUCUGCAGAUCUGUAUCACUUUGCGACUAAAGAAGAUGACUACGCUAACUACUUCAUUCGGCUUCUCGAGCUGCAAGCAGAGUACCACAAAAAUUCACACGAGUUCCUGGAAAAAAACAUCUGCGAGCUCAAAGAGAAUCAUAGUCAAAAAGGGCCAACGCAAAGCCUCUCUAAUCAGAAGGUCUACGGCGAGCCUCUGCUGACUCAUCUGACUCAAAGCAACAGAGAAAUCGCUGCGCCCAUCCAGGAGUGUAUUCACAUGCUGCUGAGAACGGGCAUGUUGGAGGAGGGUCUGUUUCGUCUGGCGGCGGCGGCCUCCGUGGUGAAGCGGCUGAAGACUUGUCUGGAUCAGGGAACGGUGGACCACAGCGAUUUCAGCAUGGACCCUCACGCCGUGGCCGGAGCUUUGAAGUGUUACUUUCGAGAACUGCCUGAACCUCUAAUGACCUCUGAACUCUACAACGACUGGUUUAAAGCAGCAGGGGAAAAAGACUUGACAGAGAAGCUGGAGCGGUUCAAAGAGCUGCUGAAGAAACUGCCACCUGAAAACUACAACAACCUCAGGUACCUGGUCCAGUUCUUGUCUCUGUUGUCGGAGCAACAGGCUGUGAACAAGAUGACGCCCAGUAACAUCGCCAUCGUCCUGGGACCCAACCUGCUCUGGCCACGAGCUGAAGGGGAAGCGGCUCUGCUCGACAUGGCGUCAGCUUCUUCUGUCCAGGUGGUCACUGUCAUUGAGCCUCUCAUUCAGUACAGCUCCAGCCUCUUCCCUGAAGCUGUCUCCUUUGAGAUCCCAGAUCUUCCCGAGGUCCCGGAUGUGACCCUUCCUGUUCCUGUUGCCCAGUCUCAGAUGUCAGAAAAGGAGAAACUGAGCAGAGCGGUCUCCUGUUCAUCCACAGCCUCCUCCGGCUCCUCUCAUCACUUCCCUCUCUCCAAGACCAACAGCACAGCCUCUCAGGACAGUGGUGGCUUCUUCCUGGUGAAAUCUGGCUCUGUGAGUCGCAGUGGCACCUCCACAUGGGGCGGCCCUGUAGCUGAGCCAGCAGCGCCGACCCAUCCAAACACAACAUCCAGCAUCUCAUCAUCCCACAAUCCCAGCCCUAUUCAGGCCUCCAAUACUUCCGCUGCCUGCAGCUCGACGGCGAACCAGAGCCUAUCCCAACUUCCUAGAGCCACAGGAUCAGCGCCAAACCCGGGUCAGGCCAAGUGUCCCACCCAGAAGCAGUGCUCGGAUCAGGGCCAGCUGGAGCCAAUUUUGGAGGCAACUCCAGACUCUCCCAGAGCAUUAGUGAAGAUGACCUUACCGUACAAACCAAAAAGAUCCUACAACCCAAACAAAGCUAGCGAGCAGGCGACGGUUCAGUUCUCCAAACCGAGACCCUCAGGGCCUCCCAAGCCCCAGGUCCCUCCCGUCCCCGCCACAGCCCCAGCGGCCACGGACACUAGGACCCAGCCGACGCCUGCACCCCGAGCUCAGGGGCCCGGCGUGAAAAAGCCUCCGCCGAAAAAGCCUGGACUCAAAGCGCCAAACUGCCCUCCGCCACUUCCUCCUCCAACACAGGCAAAAGAACUUCCUUCCGUGGCUCAGUGAGAAAAAUUGACGUGUGUCGUGUGAAUUUUCUCGUUGUGGUUGGUGAAGAGCAGCGGAAACACUUAUUCUUAUUCUGAGUUCAGGUGUCGCAGUUUAUUCUACUUUUUUUAAAUAUUUUUUUAUCUACCAAUGUUUUCAUAACCACUGUAUCAUUUAUUUAUUUGUCAGCUACUGGUGUCCUUGUAUUUCCCAGAAUGCAAUGUAAGUGCAGAAAAGCAAAUCUUUUUGGUUAAAAAAAAAAAAAUAGAAAUCACAUGAAAAAAGAAAAAGCCUAAACAAUAAAUUAAGCCAUAUUACCAAAUUCCUUUCACAAGUAGCAAGUGGAUUUUUCUACAAAUCUAGUACGAGCAAAUUAUUCCUUGAGAUUUCACGUUUCAGUUGUUAAAUGAUUCUCCACCCAAAGUCUGAUUUUUCACCAGAGGACGACGGCUGUGGUAAAUAACAAACUUUUCUUGGACCAGCUGUCGGCCUUUAUCUUCCAGGAUUUCAGGUGGAAUAUCACUUUAAACUGACCUUUUAAAUGUAAAACAUAUACAUGUAAAUAAAACGCUAUUCAGCCUAAUUAAAAACAUCUUUAUUGUCAA